Sphaeroforma arctica JP610 is the source of this 315-nucleotide messenger RNA. RefSeq lists its product as hypothetical. Lineage: Eukaryota; Ichthyosporea; Ichthyophonida. The record is from RefSeq and is a predicted model, not a curated record. The transcript has a single exon. Bases 63 to 293 code for a protein of 76 amino acids.
UACUGUUUGUCAUUCGCAGUAUACGCCUUUAUUGUUCUUUACCGCAUCAGCGUUUUGUAAUUAUGCCAUACGCUGGUAAUGAGGCCCUUGGUGCUGCUGCAUUUGUACAGAUUCCCCCACAUUGGGCUCGCGAAUACGAGGAAGAUGAGGAAUGUACUAGGCAAUGUGAGACACAUCGUGUUCAAAUGGGACUGUCAUCGGUAGUGGUAGACCCUCUGACACCACGCCUAAUUAUUACGGAGGACGAAGAAGCAGCGCUAUACUGUACACUAGACAGAUCUCCGAUCCUGUAAUACAUAACCCAAUCGAAAAGCC